AUGAGACUCGCAUUUCAAGUUGUUGUACUCUUCUUACACUUGAGUGGAGGGCUUGCCCUGCCAUCAAGGCAUGGCAAUGUUAAAAGGACAGAAACCACUCAACCAUUUGGCACCUCGUUUGGAGUUCCACGAAAUAAUUCGUUCGAUUAUGUCAUUGUCGGUGGAGGCAAUGCUGACUUGACUCUCGCCGCCCGUCUUGCGAAGAAACACACAGUUGCGGUGAUUGAGGCAGGUAGCUUUUACGAGAUUGGAAAUGGAAAUAGGAGCAAUAUUCCCGCUUAUGAUAUCGAAUACACGGGAAAGGACCCUCGAGACACGAAUCCACUGAUUUACUGGGGUUUUUCGACGACGCCACAAACUGAGUUGCUUAAUGUCUCAGCACACUACACAAGAGGCAAAACCCUGGGUGGUUGUUCAGCCAGAAAUUAUAUGGCUUACCAUCGUGGGACCAGGCUUGCGUAUCAGAAAUGGGCCGACGAUAUUGACGAUCAAAGCUAUUCAUUCAAGGAUAUGUUGCCAUUUUUCGAGAAGAGUAUUCAUUACACACCGCCGGAUGGCCAGAAGAGAGCUCAAAAUGCAACACCCGAAGUGGAUUUGUCAAAUCUGACAUCUAACAACAGUGACAGCCCAUUAUCUGUCACUUUCGCAAACUAUGCACAGCCUGCCUCUUCCUGGGUGCAGAGAGCCUUUCAACAGAUUAGUGUUCAUCCUAUCACGGGAUUCACAAGUGGAAAUUUGAUUGGAUCUUCUUACACUCUCGCCACCAUCAAUGCAAGCACGCAAACCAGAGAUUCGUCUGAGACCUCAUUUCUAAGGUCCUCUCUCAACAACGGAAAUCUGACAAUUUACACUUCUUCCUUGGCAACGAAGAUUAUAUUUGACGAGCACAAAGUCGCCGUUGGAGUUAAUGUGGACACUGAGGGGCUGAAUUACACUCUUUCUGAUGUUCCGAAAGACAGAUUCAAUUACGCUACCGUCUCUAUUGCUGUGGUCGCUCCUCAGUCAAGUGGCACAAUUAGUAUCACUUCAAAAGACAUGAAAGAUCCUCGACUUGUUAAUCCAAGAUGGCUUACUGAUCUCGCGGAUCGAGAAGUCCUCCUGGCGGGAAUCAAGCGGGUGAGAGAAUUGUUCGCAACAAGCUCUAUGCAACCUGUUUUGAUUGGCACAGAAGCUUUUCCGGGGCCCGAUGAAGACCGAUGA
Messenger RNA from Glarea lozoyensis ATCC 20868, 1200 nucleotides. Its product is annotated as FAD/NAD(P)-binding protein. Gene Ontology annotation, biological process: secondary metabolite biosynthetic process. NCBI's taxonomy places the organism in Eukaryota, Fungi, Ascomycota, Leotiomycetes, Helotiales, Helotiaceae. Gene Ontology annotation, molecular function: oxidoreductase activity, acting on CH-OH group of donors; flavin adenine dinucleotide binding. The record is from RefSeq and is a predicted model, not a curated record. The transcript is spliced from 3 exons. The coding region runs from base 1 to 1200 and encodes 399 amino acids.